Messenger RNA from Sclerotinia sclerotiorum 1980 UF-70, 4764 nucleotides. RefSeq lists its product as hypothetical. Gene Ontology annotation, biological process: phosphatidic acid biosynthetic process; intracellular signal transduction; cell motility. Lineage: Eukaryota; Fungi; Ascomycota; Leotiomycetes; Helotiales; Sclerotiniaceae. The record is from RefSeq and is a predicted model, not a curated record. Bases 1 to 4764 code for a protein of 1587 amino acids. Gene Ontology annotation, molecular function: D-type glycerophospholipase activity. The transcript has 4 exons.
AUGGAACAAAGCACAACAGGCUCGAUUUCACCAUCUACACGAACUCCCCGCUCGCAAUCGCCCGCAAAUACUUAUAGAAAUGGACCAGCAGCUGUCCGACCAUCGGGUGUACGCACUGCGAGCUCUGAGAAGUUUGGAAACUCACUAAAUCUGGCUAUACCUACAUCGACCUCGAAUGGGAUUACAAGCCCUGUAUCUGAUGAGGCAGUUGAUUAUAUGAAUGGAGGUAUUCCACACAACAGCCCCAUGGUCUCUGCAUCUGAUGCUACCUCUCCUGGAAUAUCUGCCAACAAUGCAGCCACGGGGUUUUCCCCUGUUCCUCCCCCAUCUUCAUUUCCUCACGAGAGUCACUCCGCAAUAAACGGUAUAUCAACUCCAACCGGCAGACGUAGUGUAUCGUUCGCGAGAGAUAUGGCUACUGUUGAGCCUUCCAACUCUGCACGACAAGAUUCAUGGGGUGUGGAAGAUGUUGAUACACCUGCGAAGGAUAGGAGAGGUGCAUCUUUGAUGUCAAAAUUGAAGGCUUUAGCUACCCCAAUUGGAAUGCAAGGACAUGGCAGAAGUCAAAGCACCCCCACGAAUUAUUUCGAUGAAGGACUCGGAACGACACCAAUUCCUACGAAUAUCCCACAAACAUUACACGAGGAAAGUAGUGAUGCUGAUGCAGAAGAAACCGCGGAUGAGGGACCAUUCAAUCAGCCAGCGCGUAUAAGAAGGAAACGCCGGACUAGACGACCACAAGAAGAAGAGAGUGUACCCAACACACCAAGAAUUCGUAACCCUGGUCCUUCAGAUUCCCCGAGUGGGACACAAGAUUUUGCAAAUGAUGGUGCAAGAUCAAAACGACCGAGAAGCAGUGAUAAGUACAUAGGGAAUGAAGCUCAUGCUCGACCAAAGCAACCGAGAUUCCCAAAGUCUGCAUUCCCUUAUUUCAGAGGUGUUCGGGGUCUAGGGGAGAGUGAUGAAGAUGAAGCCGACAACGUUCGUGUGGACGAAACCGCGGCCGAGGCAACCCAUGGCGAGGCCACGCAAAGUGAAGCGGAACCAAAACGGAAGGUCAAGAGGCGUCCUUCCAUGAGUGCGGCCCGGAAAAGUACCCGUGCCAUGUUGGAUACUAGCGUAAAUGCUCUCAGUGCCGAAAAGCAGAAGAGAAUAUUCAAUGAACGCCAGCGAAAGAGAAUAGAACAAUACCUUCAAGAGAUGAUUCGAUGGCUCAUAUUCAGAGCGGACAGUAAUCGUCUUUGCAGAUUUUUGGAGUUAUCCUCGAUGGGAGUCCGCUUGGCUGCUGAGGGUAGCUAUCAUGGAAAGGAGGGUUACCUCGCUAUUCAAACGGCAAAGGGUUUGGAUAUGAGGAGGAUACUUACACCCAAUAACUUUUUUCAACGUCAUUCUCCAAAAUGGUUUUUGGUCAGGCACAGUUAUCUUGUGUGUGUGGAGUCGCCAGAAAAUAUGCACAUCUAUGAUGUGUAUUUGGUGGAUGCAAAGUUCGCAAUACAGAAGAAGAGGCGAAUGAUAACCGAUAUGGGCAAGGGAAAAGAGAAAGCGAAUGACGAAGUUUCACAAGCAGGUAGAUCUGCUAAGCACCCUCAGCAUCACACUCUUAAAAUUCAGAAUUCCGAGCGCAAGAUAAAGUUACUGGCCAAGAACGAACGUCAACUCCGACAAUUCGAGGAAUCGUUAAGAUUCAUGGCGGAUAACACACCAUGGGCAAAGGAGCAUAGGUUUGGCAGUUUUGCACCAGUGAGGACUGGAGUUACGGCACAAUGGCUAGUGGAUGGUCGUGAUUAUAUGUGGAACGUUUCUCGAGCAAUCAAUGAAGCCAAGGAUGUGAUAUAUAUUCAUGAUUGGUGGCUCAGUCCUCAAUUAUAUAUGCGAAGACCUGCUGCUAUCAGUCAGAAAUGGCGACUUGAUCGUUUGCUGCAGAGGAAAGCUAGGGAAGGAGUCAAGGUUUUUAUCAUCGUUUACAGAAACGUUGAAGCUGCCAUCCCUAUUGAUUCUGAGUUCACAAAAUUCUCCAUGUUGGAUUUACAUCCAAACAUAUUUGUGCAGAGAUCGCCCAAUCAGUUCAAGAAAAAUCAAUUCUUCUUUGCGCAUCAUGAAAAGAUCUGCAUUGUUGAUCAUAUUGUUGCUUUUGUAGGAGGUAUUGAUCUUUGCUUUGGUCGUUGGGAUACGCCCCAGCACACCUUGGUGGAUGAUAAACCUACAGGUUUUGAGCAUUCUGAUUUGCCCAAGGAUGCGGAUCAUUGUCAACUUUGGCCCGGAAAAGAUUAUUCCAACCCUCGUGUUCAAGAUUUCUACAAACUCAAUGAACCUUAUGCAGAAAUGUAUGAUCGGUCAAAGACUCCUCGGAUGCCUUGGCACGAUGUUGCUAUGCAAGUCGCCGGUCAGCCUGCUAGAGAUCUGACUAGACACUUCGUGCAAAGAUGGAACUAUGUGCUCCGAGGUCGCACACCUACAAGACCAACUCCUUUCCUCCUCCCGCCUCCUGAUUACAAUCAAGCCGAGUUGGAAGAUCUUGGACUUACCGGAACUUGUGAGGUGCAGAUCUUACGUUCGGCUUGCGACUGGUCUUCAGGUCUUAUGCAUACCGAGCAUAGCAUCAUGACUGCUUAUUGCAAGAUGAUUGAAGAGUCUGAUCAUUUCGUCUACAUGGAGAAUCAAUUUUUCGUCACAAGCUGUGAGACGAUGAAUGUCAAGAUUGUCAACAAGAUUGGUGAUGCAAUUGUAGAGCGUGCCAUACGCGCCUAUCGAAAUAAUGAGAGUUGGAGAUGUAUGAUCCUCAUACCACUCAUGCCUGGAUUCCAGAAUACAGUGGAUGAACCUGAGGGAACAAGUGUACGCUUAAUUAUGCAAUGUCAAUUCCGAAGUAUUUGCCGUGGUGAUGGAUCUAUCUUUGGUAGAUUAAAGAGUCAAGGUAUUGACCCGGAAGAGUAUGUACAAUUCUACAGUUUGAGGACAUGGGGUCGGAUUGGACCAAAGAAGAUAAUCGUCACAGAGCAAUUGUACAUUCACGCUAAGGUUAUCAUUGUUGAUGACAGAAUUGCUUUAAUUGGUUCUGCUAAUAUCAACGAGAGAUCUAUGUUGGGUAACAGAGACUCAGAAACCGCAGCAGUUGUUCGAGAUACUGAUAUGAUAUGGUCAACAAUGGAUGGAAAACCAUAUCUUGUGGGAAGGUUUGCCCACGAAUUACGCAUGCGCCUUAUGAGAGAACAUUUGGGAUUGGACGUGGAUGAGAUUAUGGAAGAGGAAAAGAAUCAUGAAAUGGACCGUGAAGAGGAAGAGUUCAAAGCACAGAUGGAUGGUAUAUAUGAUGACGAAGAGGAAGAAGAAGGUAGCGAUGAUAGCCCAUCGCCGGCUAAAGGGGACCCUAAUGAGUUCUCUACACGUGUUGCCUUGAAUGAGAAUUUACGCAGCUUCAAUCAUGAUGUCGAUUGGGAGCAAGCAGGCAAUCCUAACAUACAGCCUGAUAGACUAAAGCCACUUACUACGGAUAAGAGAGUUACAGACAACGCAGCUCAUGCAGCAGAUGUGGAUGGUGAUGGUGUCGACAAACUGAAAUCUCUAUCGCAAACAGGACAAACGAUGGGUAGAGAUUCUGUUCUUGUCGAUAGUGGUCGUGAGGUGUUGGUUGCUGAUAUUGCUCCGGAGGGCAAGGGCACGCUGAAUCAUCCUAAAAGACCACAUUCACGAUCAGUACCACAACAACGAAGGAACAGCUCCGAUAGUGCAGAUGGCUACAGUGGCUUACCACCUGUGCCUCCUUUUCCAAGAAGAACGACAGAGCAGCUUGGUCUUCCCCAGCUUUCCCAAUUACCGGCAUUGCCAGUCGAGGAUGAUACCGAUAUUGGUGGCCCGCCUAUAAUAAUAGAUGCUUCGGGAAAUCCUGCACCCAAACCUUUCAAUCCAUUGACGGCUGAUAUUAAGAUGGCUCCAGUGCACAAGGACUGUAUGCGUGAUCCGUUAAAUGAUGCUUUUGCGGAUGAGAUUUGGCAACAAAUCGCCGACAACAAUACUAAGAUUUAUCGAAGAGUUUUCAGGUGUAACCCAGAUAGCGAGGUUACCAAUUGGCAUGAGUAUAGAGACUUUGUUGCCUACGCGGAAAGAUUUGUACAGGCACAAGGAGGUGGAAAGACUAAUGAGCGUGAGAAUCAAGAUCGACCUGGACCUCCGGGCUCAAGCUCUGCUGUUCCAGGAAACCCCCUCUCGGAGAAAGUUAAACCUAAUAGUCAAGCCGGUCAUCCUCUUGGAACCGUUUCUGAAUGGGUUGCUAGCGCCAAUGCCGAACAUGAUGCUCGAGCUAUUAAUAUAUCUGACGAGAAUCGUUUGGGGCAAUAUGAUGGUGUUGAUGAGAAAGCUGCUGCUCGUAAUGAAGGGCCCUCUGAUACGGCAGGAAAUGAAGCAUUCCCUGCUCUUGAUGCUACGGCUUUGGGUGUCCCUCCUGCUAAUGGAACAAACUCCCAAGCUAGUACUCGCAAAACUACCUUCUCUGCGACACCAACACCCAGCGGUGAUAGAAGGGAGAAUAGCAGUGCUAUGAAUCAAUCUGGAUCAGUCAGGAAGAGACGUCGUGGUACGACGAGGGGUAGUCGCAGAGGAUUCUCAGGAAGUGAUGAUCUACUUCCUAAAGAGGAUGUUGAGGAUCUAUUGGCGAUGAUUCAAGGUCAUAUUGUUGCGUUCCCUUAUGAUUGGCUUGUUAGAGAGGAACUCAACUCCCAUUGGCUUUACCAGGUCGACCAAGUUGCUCCUUUAUCAAUUUAUAACUAG